This is a messenger RNA of Penaeus vannamei (Pacific white shrimp), 1297 nucleotides long. Lineage: Eukaryota; Metazoa; Arthropoda; Malacostraca; Decapoda; Penaeidae. The record is from RefSeq and is a predicted model, not a curated record.
GUGCGUUGAGCGGUGUUGUGAGUGAGGUUCUGCCGCUCCGCGUUUGUAGUGUCGAGUGUCAGUUGCAAGGUUGACCUUGAUCAUGCCGACCGUUUCCGGUAGCGGCGGUGAGGAGGUCGAAUCACAAGAUGAGGUCAAGGUCUUUAAAUAUGAAGGAGAUGAGGAGGAGAGUGAGAAGCGCUCCUCGGAAAACUUAACUGAAGACAAAAGCAGUCUCAUCACAGAAACAGAAGAGGAUAAGAGUACGCACGUGCCCUCCUCCUCCUCCUUCGCCAGCGCCUCAAAGAGUGAUGGACGCCUCCCAGAGACUUCACCCUUCGGACUCUUCGGAGCGUCGGCAUGGGGUGCUGCGGAUCGCUUGGGAUACUUGUCUCCGUUCGCCUACGCUUACACGAACGGCACUUCGGCAAUGGUGAGUACCUUUCGUCGCCAACUGUUUGUUUGUUUUCUUUUCUUUUCUUUUCUUUGAGGGUCUUGUGGUAUUGCUAAGGUUAUUUGCUGGGUUACUUACUGAUGUUAUGUUUUAAUUGUAGGUUAUAAAUAUUAUUGCCAUUGCUGUCGUCAUAUUUCUAGGAUUAUGUGCGUCUGUAUGGUGUGUGUGCGUGCGUGCUUGUGUGUCUGUGUGCUUACGGAUGAUUUUGUCUUUGUGUCUGUGUCUGCAUAUACCAGUGCUUGUGUCUGUGCCAGUGUAUGUAUGCUCUGUAUGCGUAUGGGUUGGUGUGGGUGUAUAUCCACGUGUGUUUUGUCCGCGCGUGCCCGCCCCCUUUUUAAGCAUGACGGAUCGCCGCCGCAGAGUCUCCCAUGGCUCACGACAAAUUCGAGGGUGAUGUGUCAUAUUCUGCAAAUGAUGGAACUCCAACCGCAACACGUGCUUGGCUAAUGCCGUUUUGGCUUAAGAGAUGAAUUACCACGCGGCCAUUAGCAGGAAUCGACAUAUAAACACGUAUAGACUGAAAAGAAAUCCGUAAACAUUUAAGAAAGGAAGAUUGAUUAUUUUUUUAUUUUCUUUUAAUCACGGACGUGUCUUUUUUCGUAAGGAUAAAGAUCCGUGGGCAGAGUCUUUAUUUAUUCGGAAUUCGUAUUUUUGUUUUGUUUAUUUCAGUCUUGGAUUUUGUUUGUUUGUGACGAUAGCGUAAGUAAAGGGCAUUUUAAGCGAUGGAAAUGGUACUGAGCAUAAAGUAAGUACUGCAUAAUGUGGUAAUGCGAGCGUCGAUGGACCUUACUACUCCAAGGUCUGCAAGUCUUAUCUGUGAUGUGACCUUUGGCUCUGAUAAGGAUAUUGCGUUAGGGAGGCCCU